AUAAAAGUUGCAAAUUGGAUACGACAAAUAUGAAGGCAGCACUUUUGCUCUGUUUUUUCGGCUGCUCUUUAGUCAAUUCCCUCAACAAUGGGCUUGGUUUGACACCACAUGGAUGGAACUCGUGGAAUCAUUUUGGCUGCAAUAUUAACGAAGAAAUCAUCUUGAAAACGAUACAGGCGCUAUCAAUUUCACCCCUUCGGAAGGUUGGCUACGAAUAUGUCAACAUAGACGACUGCUGGGCAGCAAAUAGAUCCGCUGAAGGCAAUAUUAUCGUGGAUUCUACAACAUUUCCUCAUGGUAUCGCACCACUAGCUGAUGCUGCCCAUAAAGUAGGGUUAAAGUUUGGGGUGUAUAGUGAUGCAGGUUUCAAAACAUGCGCUGGUCGCCCAGGUUCACUCAACCAUGAAGUGUCUGAUGCAAACACAUAUGCUAGCUGGGACAUCGACUAUCUGAAAUAUGAUAAUUGUUUUACUGAUAAGUCAAAACCAGAGAAGAGAUACCCCAUUAAGGAUGCUUUGAACAAGACUGGUCGCCCUAUAUUCUUUUCCAUGUGUGAAUGGGGUGUUGAUGAUCCUGCGACGUGGGCAGGCGAUGUUGGAAAUAGCUGGAGGACUACAGGGGAUAUCAAAGACAAUUGGGACAAAAUGAUUUCUAUCUCUGAUAAAAAUAACAAAUGGUGGAAAUACGCGAAACCUGGUGGCUGGAAUGACCCAGAUAUGUUAGAGGUUGGCAACGGCAAGAUGUCAACUACAGAAUACAUCACACAUUUUAGCCUAUGGUGUCUGAUGAAAGCCCCUCUUUUGAUUGGCUGUGAUAUACGAGACAUACCUGCCGACACACUAAACAUACUCACAAAUGCGGACGCUAUUUCUGUAAACCAGGAUCCACUCGGGGUUCAAGGUCACAAGGUUCGUACCAACGGGAGCCUUGAAAUCUGGGCUGGCCCUUUGAAAGAUGGUAAUAUGGCUGCAAUCCUGUUAAACCGUGGUUCAGAAAAUGCUGAGAUCACAAUAACAAGCGAAGAUCUUGGUUGGGAUGCAAAUUUACACUUCAGUGUUUACGAUAUUUGGCAACAUAAGAAUCUUGGAGAAUUUCCCGGAAAGUACUCCACUGAGGUGGAAACACAUGGUGUUUUGUUUGGGAUAUUCACAAAGGAAGCAGAGAUUACAGAUAACUCUAUCAUAUUCUAAUGCUUUAUGGCAUUAGAGGAAAGGCAUCCACGAAGGCGGAAACAUUUAAAGAAUUUAGAAAAUAAUUUAGUGACAUUUUACAAUAAUUCAAAAACUAAAUUUUCGUCCGAAGAGUCGGUAGAAUUUUUCUAAAAUUCGCUAAUUUUUUUAUACGUGACAUGACAUAGUGAGAGACGGGUUGAUCCAUCGUUGAGAACGACAUAAUUACCAAGACGA
Messenger RNA from Dendronephthya gigantea, 1406 nucleotides. RefSeq names its product alpha-galactosidase-like. Gene Ontology annotation, biological process: carbohydrate metabolic process. Gene Ontology annotation, molecular function: hydrolase activity, hydrolyzing O-glycosyl compounds. Lineage: Eukaryota; Metazoa; Cnidaria; Anthozoa; Malacalcyonacea; Nephtheidae. The record is from RefSeq and is a predicted model, not a curated record.